AUGGGUUUCGGAGACAUUUCCACAGUGGCAUCUCAUACAAUGAGAGGCCAGCAUCUAAUGAAAGUGUUGUCUAGAUUUUGUAGUAAAUCGGAUAGGCCUCUUGCCAAGCUAUGCAGUUAUCUGACAUGUUUACUGCAGAGACCGCCUCAAACACUCGACGAAAUGCUUGCGUUCUAUCACAGUCUUCUCAACGGGUGGGAAGGCAGUGGUGAACACAGGCAAGAGGCCUUUCAAGCAGCUGUUGAAAACGCUUAUUUCUGCCGCCAGUACAAUAAGUUUAACCCUAAAUUCAUAUGCGACAGCGCUACGCAUAAGGCUGACAACCAUCCACAUGGCGAUAUUUCUUCGAUAAUAAAUUGCAAUGAGAAAUCAUCGCCAGUCUCUCCCUGCGGUUCAUACAUACACCCCCUUAGCUAUAAUACGCGCUGCAUAUAUUCUAAGGAACACGCUGAAAAAUACCUCUCAUGGAUUGUCUACCUGACCGAGACAUUCUAUGAUUACCUCUGUAGGCUAUUGUCGAAAUGUGAAGAAAAUUGCGGUACGAAUGAAUCAAAGUGCCGUAUUGAAGGGUGCGCAAAUGACUGCCAAAUGUUGAAAUCGUCGACGCACUCGUCAUCUUGCCGGUCAAUAAUUCAAUGCCCUCACACCCUUCCUGCAUUUUACACAGAAGGGAUAGUAUUUGGCAAUGGUACGAAAAUCGGAGGUCGACUCGGAAAGCAUUUGAAACGAACAUGUGGAGAUUUCAUCGAGCAACUGAAAAAAGUAUGCGGCGGCAAAUCACUAAUCGCCAAGUUAAUACAUGAAACAAUACCCGAAUAUAUAUGGACUAUACGACAACCCUUCUCCUACCUCUUAUUAUCCCUCUGGUCCCUCUCUUUGCUCUACCUGCUGCACAUCGCCGUCGUCCGCCUCGACGUCCUGAGGAUACGCUCCCACCUGAGAUCACCCUCAAGCCACCGCAUCGCCGCGCAGUCCCUCCUCGCCGCCGCACGCGUUGGGAAAAUAGCCAACGUCAAGGGGAAAGCCUUGAAGGAUAUUGAUACCCGCCGCAUCUCUCUUGGUAAGCUUGCCGGACAGCUUUCGGGUUUUAUUGGUGGGAGUGGAGAAGUUAAAGAUGCACUUGUAAAUGGUUUGCAAAGUAAUGUAAAUCAGCUUGAAAAGCUUUUAAAAACAUCUUGCGGAGGUGAGGGGUGUUGUAAGGAUGCUGGUGAGGCAAUUAAUAACCUUAAUGAAUUCAAUGAGAAGCUUAAAAAACACCUUAAAGAUGAAACAAAAACCUCUAAAAAACUUGUUGACAUCCUUUCUGCGUGCAAUUUAAAUGUCCAUGAUGAUCCCUUCAAUAAGCUUCAAGAGCCAAUUAACCAAAAAAUUCAGGAGCUUAAUCAAAGAAUUGAAGAGCUUAAAAGGCUUAAUAAUGAUGAUAAUAAAAGUAAAAAUGCCUCUGAAAUUGACAAGCUUAAUAAGGAUCUUCAGUCUCAUAAUGCUUCCAAGAAGUCUCUUGAGACACUGAAAGGGCUUUGUGAAUAUGCUGAGAAAAUUCCAAAAAAUAAUGUUACCGAUCAAAGUUGUAAAAAACUUUUAGAGAGUCUUUGCACAGGCCUCGAAAAAUUUCUCGGCUACCAGGAUGGUAAUUACACCGGAGAGGGCAUCGUGUACUCGGACCUUGACAGGCUCUGCGACGGGGUGAUGGCGUUCUUGCACGGGGUGUUGGAGAGUGUAAAAGAUGAUGAUAACGUUACAACUUAUGAUAAUAAUGAUCCUAAAAUUAAUGAUGUUAUUAACACUCUUAACACUUCUGUAGGUAAAGGCCGUAAGGCCUUCCAGGCCGCCGUGUCUGAGGUAAGUGGGUGGUUGAAAAAACAUGCGGUGCAGGUGGAGACAUUGACUGGAAGAGUUACUGCGGAAUUAGGUAAGUUAAUUACUAAAUUAUCAUCUGGUGCAGGUGGAAAUGAAAAUGCGUUUUAUCAAGCCGUGGAGAGGGAAGCCGAGCAGCCACUUGCCCAGCAACUGGCGGCGUGGAGGGGGACACUUAGUAGCAUUUCUAGCGCACUUAGAGACAGUGUACAAAUAGAAAUUGAUAAAUUAGAUAGCGCACUUAGAGGUAGAAUAGAAGUAGAAAUGAAGCCCGUUAGCACGGCAGUUAAGAUGUUGACUGAUUCUGCCAAUGAUGAGGUCUUCAGGCUGCAGGUUACAGGCGUGGAUCAGAUGCUGGUUGAACAGCGGGAACGCUGUGAGAAGAGCAUAAUAGAGGAAUGUGAAGUGCUUCAAAUGUGGCUAGAUGAUGGAUUCGGAAAGAUCUGGAAAGGUAUUACCAGAAUGAACGAUAAGAGGAAUGAGCAGUUUGCCCAUAUUAGGAAUGCAGUGAAUCCCGCGAAGCUGCAUAUAAAUAAUUUAUUAGCGAAGUUUGACGGAACGUAUAAGUAUGAGAUCGGCAAUCGACUUAACGAAAUAGCGUCUAAACUUAGAGAUGUUAAUAAAGAUGAGUAUGCAGUUGGCGCGAAAGAUGGCAAGUCGCGACUUAACCAGGAAGUUAAUUCACUGACCAAUAAGGUUAUUGAGUUGGAACGUGUAUAUCAUGCGGAGUUGAAAAAUAUUAAAGCAAAGGUGGAUGGAUUGGUUGAUUUAACUAAGACGCAAGUGAAUAAAUUUACUGACAAGAUUAAAGAAGACUUGAAGAAACUCAGGGAUACGACAGUUAAUGAUGCGAUUCAAGGUUUAUUUUCGAAGUUAAAGACUGACGUUGAGACAAUCGGACAGGCUUCAUCGGCAAGUGGUGGUGCAAAUGACCGUCUAAAUAACGUUAAGAUUGAAUCCCUCAAAAAGUUGGCUCAAGCUGCCCAGCAAAAAACGCUACAAUUCGAGGACACCGACCAAUUCACAACACCCAUGGAUCUCGAUAAUUUGAAGGAAUGUUUCAAAGCAAUGGAAGCUAAAUUUACUAUUACAGGUAGUCCGAAUAACAGCGCUGCAACGUUUGCCGAUACGAUUAUAUCCGGCAUUAACGACUCGGUGAGAGAAGCCUUGAAGGAUAUUGACGGUGAGAAAAGUACGACGUUUGGAACGCACAUGAAAAAUUACGUAGACCACAAAUUAUUUCAAGUUAAUAACAAAUGGUCUCAUAUUAAACAAGCCUUUGGCGAAACGCUAAAGGCGUUCGAUACAGGUGGCUAUCAGGUAGUAACCUCUGCGAUUAAUGGCUACGCCGUGGCCAAUAAAGCCAUUAUGGACGUCAUAAAGUCUGCUCUUGACAUAAUAACGACGCUUGAAAAGACUCCGCAAUUUGCUGUGGAAAAGAAGGCAGACAUAGAUGAACUCAUGGUGAAAUUGAAAAAUGACAUUGAAGGUGUUCGCGAUCGGAUUAAUUACAUUGAUCAAAUAGUUAAGGAAACCGCUGAUGCAUUGACAAUGGUCAUCAGUGAACUAGUUAACGCGUACAAUGAAGCUCGUAAAAACGCCCGCAAUGCGCUAUCCAACCUCCAAAAAAAGCUCCUUGAUGAAGUAAAAAAAGCCUUCGAAAAAGUCACCACCGAAAUCCAAAAACUUUUCUGCAAACAACAUGAAGCGGACAUAACAGCCCUGCACAAAUUAGUAACCGAGCAAAAAUCCGCCAUUGGGAAUAUCAUGGAUAUCGACUCGGCAAACGGCGUUAAAGGUUUGCUUGCAAGGUUGAAAAUUAACCAUGAAACACUUUAUCAGAUCCCCGUUCAAAACGACACGAAAGAGGCGGCGAAAUAUGUAAAGCAUUAUUGUGAUCCACUUAUGAAGUACAUCAAAGAUCAAUCCAUGACUCCAGUCCCACCUUCAGGUAAGGAGGAAAACGACAUGUCCUAUGCAGUCAACAAAAUCCACGACCAUCUCACCACAUUACUCACCCACCUGACAAAUAACGACAACCGUAAAUAUAGUUUCGACCAUGACUUCAUAAAAUUACAUGAUUCAAUUACCAACGCACUUAACCAUUUCGCCCCUUCCAAGCUCUCUGGCAUUUUCAACGCUCAGUUGAUUGACGCCUUGAGAGCCGGGUUGACAGAUUUCUGCUCACAACUUGGCCAUGCGUAUGUUAACGAAUAUUCGGGGCUGACCGUUGAUUGGACGAAGACAAUUAAUAAUAAACCUGAGUUGACUGAUGAUGCCGACCGUUGCGCUAUGCUUUUUCUCACCUGCUUGUCAACUUUGUUUGAAAACCUUAGUACGCUGAUAAAUCAUUGCGGGAAUGCGUGCAUAUCUGAUCAAAUUGAUUCGAAUACAAAACUCGGCAAAUGGUUCCAUAAGUGUGGCUUCCGUGUUUCCACGGGUGACGCAAAUCGGGACGGUGAGUUGAGGAAUAAUGCCGAAUGCAAGGGGCGUCACAUCAUACCUCUCAUCACUGACGGUAAGGUCUUCAACAAAUAUUAUGCCGGAACUUUAAAAAACAUUUAUACUUACUUACAGACCUAUUUACGUGUCUGCCAUCUCACUAUCCGCCCCAAGCCCAAAUCACCGUGUAAUGUCUACGAAAUGCUGUGUUGGUUCACUGGCCUCACUCACAAUGCAAUAUACCAGCAGUUGUCAUUCGACGCUUUCAGUGACUUGUUUGAUAAGCCGGAAAAUGCAGGAGACAAUAGCCAUGUGGUAGACGGUAUAUCAUUUGAAUACCAAACUGCGAAAUCGUUGCAGGCGUAUCCACAAACUAUCACUGCUGCAAAACUGACGGACGCACUUACGGAAGUAUGCCACUACGCCGAAGAAAUGUUGAUCACUGUGCUCGGCACUGGUGACGCAUUGACCACCUACGCCGUUGAAUUUUCAAACAACUCACAUAACUUGUAUUAUCCUUCUAGGAGUGAGGAGUGUCUUCACAUGGUGAUAUACAUUCUUCGAAAGUUGUUGCAACCACUGAGAUUUUUGAAAAAGCAGUGCAACCUGGAGACUAAAUAUUACGGUUGGCUGCAGUGUAGUUACGGCAGUGGCGUUCAGACAGCGUGUUGGCAGUGCGGCCAACAUUCCAGUAUUUAUCCACCAUCCGACCACGCAUGUUCCGGUACAUCGCCUCUUCACCUGUACCUAACUGACAGCCUAAGAGGCAUGUUGCCUCAUCAACUAACCAGUGUGGGAUGUAAAUCAUCGUGCAACACGUGUAGUAAAGGGCAGCCUGGAAUGCCCUGUUUAACGCCACUCGGCUUCAGAGGUUUCUCUGGAAGCAAAAGGUCAGGCAAAGACCUAUGUAAUGUGCUGACCAAAUUCCUAAGUAACGACUAUGUUACAUGCCUUCUCACAGUGGUCCCCAAACCUCCAAGUACGUUGCCCGAACACUUCGCUUUCGCUUGCUCCUUGGUUACGGCCAUUAACGCGCCAUCGUCACCAAAACAUAGUAACCAUAGAAUAUUUGCAGAUGCUUUCGCAAAAUCUGCAUCCGAACAGUCUAUUGAUUUAUAUAAAAACCCAUCGGACUUGACUAAUGCUCUUGCUAGUGCGUAUGGUAGCAGCGUGAGCGACCACGGCGCCAAGAGUCAUGUUGGUGUCUAUGCUGAGAUGUCAGCCCUUUCGAAAACUAUACCAUGCUCCGAUCAAGAUGUUCACUGCGCCCCCUUUAUCGAGUGCCUUUCUGCAGAGUCCUAUAAAUACGUGGCCCAGAAACACACGAAGCUUUACCUAUCGUGGGCUAUAUACCUUCCAUGGAACUUAUGGGAUUAUCUUCGUUCUUUACUUGACGCCUUUCAAAGCAUUGACUGCAGAAGCUUUGGUUGUCCAGGAUGUUCGUGUAAACCAGCAUCACAUGGAUCUAAACACAAGUGUAGUUGCAGGGCUAUAGUAUGUUGCCGCGCUGUGUUGCCAACGUUUUACCAAUAUGGGUUUACAUUCAAGGAUCCUAAAACCUUGCUGGAUGGUACGAACAGGAAAAUUUGCAACCACUUCUACACGCAAUUAGAAAUGGUUAUCAAAUCAGAAUAUUUUGAUAAAUUAUUCAAAUCAUGCGACAAUUUCCUGAAAGAAAUCAGAUGGCCGUUUAUACUAACGUUGUUAGCCCUCUGGUCGCUCUCGCUCCUGUACCUGCUGCACAUCGCCGUCGUCCGCCUCGACGUCCUGAGGAUACGCUCCCACCUGAGAUCGCCCUCAAGCCACCGCAUCGCCGCGCAGUCGCUCCUCGCCGCCGCACGCGUCAAGGCACUCGCAAACGUCAAGUACUUCUCACCAUAA
This is a messenger RNA of Babesia ovata, 6177 nucleotides long. RefSeq lists its product as uncharacterized. The coding region runs from base 1 to 6177 and encodes 2058 amino acids. Gene Ontology annotation, molecular function: plus-end-directed microtubule motor activity. The transcript is spliced from 2 exons. Lineage: Eukaryota; Apicomplexa; Aconoidasida; Piroplasmida; Babesiidae. The record is from RefSeq and is a predicted model, not a curated record.